This is a messenger RNA of Balaenoptera acutorostrata (minke whale), 2020 nucleotides long. RefSeq names its product dachshund family transcription factor 2 (gene DACH2). The transcript has 12 exons. Lineage: Eukaryota; Metazoa; Chordata; Mammalia; Artiodactyla; Balaenopteridae. Bases 156 to 1937 code for a protein of 593 amino acids. The record is from RefSeq and is a predicted model, not a curated record.
UGAGCGUGAGCCUAGCUACUGUAGAAUUGCAAACAGUUCGGAGCAAGCGAAAGCGCGCCAGAGAGAGAGCGAGAGAGUGAGGGAGAGAGUAGGAGGAGACCUAGAAGAGACAGGGUAAGAAAGCGAAGGCCUGAAGACCAACGAUUUGAGACUGAAUGACCAUGGCCGUCUCCGCACCUCAGGUGAUCUCUGCAACUUCCAGCGGCACGGGCGUCGCGGGGGGCUUAUUUCGGGCCGAACCCCUGUACUCGACCCCUGGAGAGCCUCCUCGUCUCACCCCCAAUAUGAUCAACAGUUUCAUGGCUAAUAACCACAGCGGCAGCGCGGGGGGUGGCGGGGUCGGUAGUGCCAGCGGAGGCAGCGGCAACACCAACACCAACGAGUGCAGGAUGGUCGACAUGCAUGGGGUGAAGGUAGCUUCGUUCCUGAUGGAUGGCCAGGAACUGAUCUGCCUGCCUCAAGUCUUUGAUCUCUUUCUCAAGCACCUGGUGGGAGGGUUGCAUACGGUGUACACCAAGCUGAAGAGACUGGACAUAUCUCCGGUGGUGUGUACUGUCGAGCAGGUCCGGAUCCUCCGCGGGCUGGGGGCCAUCCAGCCCGGGGUCAACCGCUGCAAACUCAUCACCAGGAAAGACUUUGAAACUUUGUUCACCGAUUGCACCAAUGCCAGAAGGAAGAGGCAAAUGACAAGAAAACAAGCUGUUAACAGUUCAAGGCCUGGCAGGCCUCCUAAGCGUUCUUUGGGAGUGUUGCAAGACAAUACUCGCCUUCUGCCCCAUUCAGUCCCAGGCCUCUUAUCACCAGGACUUAUCACUCCGACAGGUAUUAGAGCUGCAGCAAUGGCUGAGGCGAUGAAGCUGCAGAAGAUGAAGCUUAUGGCUAUGAACACUCUUCAGGGAAAUGGAAGCCAAAAUGGGACCGAAUCAGAGCCUGAUGAUUUUAAUUCUAAUACAGGUGGAAGUGACUCUUCCUGGGAUAAGGAUAAGAUGCAGUCUCCUCUUGCUGCUCCUGGACCCCAACAUGGAAUUGCUCAUGCAGCCCUGGCUGGCCAGCCAGGCCUUGGAGGAGCUCAUACCCUCAAUCCACUGCAGCAGAACCACCUGCUGGCCAAUAGACUGGAUCUGCCAUUUAUGAUGAUGCCUCAUCCCCUACUUCCAGUCAGCUUACCUCCUGCAUCAGUUGCCAUGGCAAUGAAUCAGAUGAACCAUCUCAAUACUAUUGCCAACAUGGCUGCUGCAGCCCAGAUUCACAGUCCACUCUCCAGAGCUGGGGCCUCAGUUAUAAAGGAACGGAUCCCAGAGAGUCCUUCUCCUGCUCCUUCCCUGGAAGAGAGUCAUCGCCCUGGGAGCCAGACCUCCUCCCACCCCAGCAGCAGCGUGUCCAGCUCUCCCUCUCAGAUGGAUCACCAUUCGGAGAGAAUGGAAGAGGUACCCGUUCAAAUUCCAAUGAUGAAGUCACCCCUGGACAAGAUCCAACUGACUCCUGGGCAGGCAUUGCCUCCUGGAUUCCCUGGACCAUUCAUUUUUGCUGAUAGUCUGUCCUCUGUGGAGACUCUGUUGACCAACAUUCAGGGUCUACUGAAAGUGGCUUUGGAUAAUGCUCACAUCCAAGAGAAGCAGAUUCAACAAGAAAAAAAGGAACUGCGAAUGGAGCUCUACAGAGAGAGAGAAAUUAGAGAAAACCUUGAAAGACAACUCGCAGUUGAGCUUCAAAGUAGAACUACCAUGCAAAAGCGCCUGAAGAAGGAGAAAAAAGCAAAGAGAAAACUACAAGAAGCCUUGGAAUUUGAAUCAAAGCGAAGGGAGCAAGUGGAGCAAGCACUUAAGCAAGCCACUACUAGUGACAGUGGAUUGAGGAUGUUGAAAGAUACUGGGAUUCCAGAUAUUGAAAUAGAAAACAGUGGAACUCCUCAUGAUAGUACUGCUAUGCAAGCCUGAACACUGAUGCCGGAACUACAACUGAUCAUAGGCACGAAUAGGGUGCUGUAGCAGUUACCUGCUUAUCUAGUGCUGUAAUUCUU